AUGGGAGCAUCAUUAGGGUUCAUUCAUGGUUUCGGCUGUCAUUAACCACGUAGUCGACAUGAAACUAUUGAUGUAAUACAAGUCGCUAUUUCGAAUUCCAUAUUCUGUACCGCUUAAUAGUCUGCAUCGCAUCCAGCCCAGGGAGGCUGAUUCUGUUGUCAAGGCAGUUGCUGAGAUUGAGCAAAAUGCCAGCUUACCGGGGAGAAGGUUCUCCUACGAUGCAAAUGACCGAUUGGGGAGAACGUAUCACACGCAGCUCGACUGAAUGCAAAGUUACAACGCACAUCACCGAGACAGCAGACCGUGUAAUCGAUACAUCGCUCAAUCGGCGACGGGCUCUCUUUGAGACUACUAGGCGAGUUCUGGCAAGUGCCGUGAACGAGGGCCUGGCCAGCGCAACUAUAGUGAGGUCUAUACAUCCAAACUUGGUGUUGUGUCUACAUGACCCAGCUGGAAUUGUAGAGACUUGGAUCAAAUGUGGUCUCCGAAAUUCCGCCUAUGUUGAGAACAAUGAUGGGAGAGUCACUGGAUUUCUACGUGCGGAUGAUCUACUUCCUCCAGUGCUCACUCAAGCAGUCGAAGGGGAAGUAUCAGAAGAUUUAGACCCAGGUGCCAUUUGCCGCAUUAUCUGCAUCUGGCAACCUGAAAAUUUUCCGAGUGCCGCCGUAGAUACACUUGUGAAGGAAGUCCGAAAUUCUGCCGACAAUCAAGAAAAAUGGCUGGAGAUAGCCAGUACUCAGCCGACGCUACAUCUGAAGUCCCCUUUGUGUGAUUGGGAGCAGUCCGUUGUGCUUGGACAUCCAACGCAUCCGGUGAGCUGUCCCACUACCUUUCUUGAUCCUAAUUGCCUUAGUGUUAGCGCUGUGAAGCUACACCGGGCAUGUCUUGCCCAGCCGCCUUUGAAGCCCAUGACACCUGACGAGAUAUCUGAGCUGCUGGAACCUGAGCUAUCGUUUCUGUCUUUGCCACGAUCAGAAAUGAAAACCUUCGGACCAUACACGAGUUUACUUAAACCUCUUUUGGAGCAAUUAGGGAUUUCUAGCCCUGAGUCACCAGACAGAGUAGUACCACCGUGUUUCACUCGUCAGCUUCCGAGCAUCCUGCCGCUCUUUCCUGAUGCACGCCACAUUGGUGCUGUUAGAAGAUGCUGUCGUGCGCAGAUUUCAAUGCGUACUAUAUCAUUCCUCCCUGAUGUGGGGUCUCCUUUGCAUCUUAAGCUCUCACUGAAUUGCCAGAUCACAUCAGGCCCGAGGACUAUUACACCGUGGACUGCUGCUUUAAGUCCAGCGCUCAGUACGGCGCUGAGAGCCUUACUGCCCAGUCCUGACCUCUUUGGGCGAUCCAGAUGCCAAGGCAGUGCAUGAUCACUUCAUGAAUAAGACUAUGGCGUUCAAGUGUUUUAUGGAAAUGCGACUACGAAAUAUCUAUCGUGAUUAUUAUGAGAGAGAGCUGCCGAAUGUUCUCCUCCGGGAUAUGCAGUCAAAAGAUGACCCUACUAGCAAAGUAGAAGUUUG
Molecule: messenger RNA, 1514 nt
Organism: Aspergillus neoniger CBS 115656
Lineage: Eukaryota; Fungi; Ascomycota; Eurotiomycetes; Eurotiales; Aspergillaceae
Exons: 3
Coding region: 186-1364 (392 amino acids)
Biological process (GO): siderophore biosynthetic process
Source: RefSeq, a predicted model, not a curated record